Messenger RNA from Melanaphis sacchari, 777 nucleotides. RefSeq names its product zinc finger MYM-type protein 1-like. The transcript is spliced from 4 exons. NCBI's taxonomy places the organism in Eukaryota, Metazoa, Arthropoda, Insecta, Hemiptera, Aphididae. Bases 1 to 777 code for a protein of 258 amino acids. The record is from RefSeq and is a predicted model, not a curated record.
AUGUCGAAGAGAAAUACAAAUAACAUUAGUGACUUUUUCAUUAAGUCAAAAAAACAAAAAAGUUCUAUUAACAAUAUUACUGAAGAUGAGUCUGGACACAAUGAACCGAAAUGCUCCAGUUUGAUAGUUUCUAAUCCUAUAACUAGAAAUAUUCAUAAUAUUGCCAUUGAAAGCAAUCAAGAAUUGAUGUCUAGUGAUGUUGAUGAUUAUGAAAAUAACAAUUUAAGUAGUGAUGAUUUAAGUGAAGAAAGUAAUUGUGAAAAUGAUAUAGAGGUAAUUAAAAAUUAUAAUGAACAUGAAGUAGCUGAAAAAUAUUUAACAAAACCAGAUAGUUUUCGACAAGUUCCUGGGCCUAAUGAUAUAAGUCAAAAUUUAGAUGAGGGUCCUACUCAACACAAACUAAAAAAAUAUCCAAAAACUGUAUACGGAGUCGGUCAAACAAAACGAAUGAGAGGUUUUAAUACCAACUGGUAUGAACUUUAUAAAUGGUUGGAGUACAGCAAAAUUGAAGAUUCUGCAUUUUGCUUUCCUUGUAGAUUUUUUUCCAAUAAAUUAAAAACAAAUUUAGACACAAACUAUAGAACUACAGGAUACAAAAACUGGAAAAAUGCAAUGUCUGCCAAAGGAUUUCCUUUGCAUGAUAAAUCUGACGAACAUAAACAAUACCAACAUGAACGUUUGGUAAUGGAAAAUAGAAGAUAUAUGAAGGCAAUCAUUAUUUCACUAAGAAUGCUGGCAGUUCAAGGACAAGCUUUAAGAGGACAUAUUGAAAAUUAA